CAUGGCGGCUCAGAGUAAAUUUCUAAAGUUCACUCCUAGAAACUCAGCACUUUUUACUGCAGCCGGUAUUGCAGCAUACUUCAUUUACAAAAGAGCCUCAAAUAAAACAAUCAAAAAAAAAACCAACAAUGUUGAAGAGGAAGUUAAGGUUGUAAUUGCGCAGCAUGGCCAAAAAAAGGAGAAAGCUGUGGUGAAUGCUGUAUUUUUUAAUCGAUUGUGGGCUAUCCUAAAAAUUCUUAUACCUGGCUUCUUCACCAUAGAGUCUCUGUAUCUGGCAAUAGUUGCAGUCAGCCUGGUGGCCAGGACUUACGCUGACGUCUGGAUGAUACAAAAUGGAACCUCCAUUGAAAGUUCAAUCAUUGGUAGGGACUCUGAGCAGUUCAAAAUUUUACUUUUCAAGUUUAUCUAUGCUAUGCCAGUUAUCUCUGUGGUUAACAACCUGUUGAAGUAUGGACUGAGCAUGUUAAAGCUUCGCUUCAGAAUCAGACUUUCCAAGUAUUUGUACGACAAAUAUCUCAGGGGCUUCACAUUUUACAAGAUGAGCAAUCUGGACAAUCGCAUCGCAAACGCUGACCAGCUGUUGACCCAAGACACUGAGAAGUUCUGUGACUGCGUGGCAGAGCUGUACUCCAACCUAAGCAAGCCAAUUCUUGACGUUAUACUUUACACUGUCAAAUUAGCUGGUGCCAUUGGAAUCAUGGGUCCAACAUACAUGUUAUUAUACCUGGCAUUCUCUGGUGCUGUUCUCACCAGGCUGCGGCGACCAGUGGGACGCAUGACAGUUACAGAGCAAAAACUGGAGGGGGAGUACAGAUAUGUCAACUCUAGGCUCAUCACCAACAGUGAAGAGAUUGCCUUUUAUCAGGGAAACAGUCGGGAAAAAUUUAUCAUCAGUGGCACUUUCAAUAAACUUGUGGAUCACCUUCGUCAAUUCAUCCACUUCCGUAUUCAGAUGGGGUUCGUUGAUAACAUCAUCGCUAAAUAUAUUGCUACUGUGGUGGGGUACUUAGUAGUGAGUCGACCAUUCCUGAACCUGGCACAUCCACGACACCUCAACUCUACCCACAGCGAACGAUUAGAGGAUUAUUUUAAAAGUGGUCGCAUGUUGGUAAAGAUGGCUGAAGCUAUAGGUCGCAUAGUGUUGGCUGGACGUGAGUUAACAAGACUGGCUGGCUUUACUGCCAGAGUGACAGAUUUGAUGAAAGUUUUGGAUGAUUUAAACAUGGGCCGCUAUGAAAGGACUAUGGUCAACUCAGAGAAUAGCCGAGGUUCCAGCAACAAUCUCAAGUCUCUAGCACUGAAACCAGGCAAUGGGUCCAUCAUCAUCAAAGAUCAUAUCAUCAAGUUUGACAAAGUUCCUCUUGUAACCCCUAAUGGAGAUGUUUUGAUAGAAGAACUCAGUUUUGAGGUUUCUUCAGGGAAAAAUGUGCUUGUCUGUGGACCAAAUGGAUGUGGCAAGAGUUCUUUGUUUAGGAUAUUGGGAGAGCUGUGGCCAUUGUUUGGUGGGACAUUGACCAAACCAGAGAAGGGAAAGUUGUUCUACGUCCCCCAGCGCCCUUAUAUGGCAGUUGGCACACUUCGGGACCAAGUGAUCUACCCUGACAAUCAUGCAGAACAGCUGAAGAAAGGGGUGAGGGAUGAGGAUCUGGCUGAAAUUCUGGAUAAGGUUCAACUGACCCAUAUACUGGAGAGAGAAGGGGGCUGGGAGGCUGUUCAGGACUGGAUGGAUGUGCUAAGUGGAGGAGAAAAGCAAAGAAUAGCUAUGGCCAGACUUUUCUACCACAAACCACAGUUUGCCAUAUUGGAUGAGUGCACCUCAGCUGUGAGUGUGGAUGUUGAAGGCUACAUGUAUCAACAUAGCCGUGAGGUUGGAAUCACUUUGUUUACAGUUUCUCAUAGAAAAUCCUUAUGGAAACAUCAUGAGUACUAUCUGAAGAUGGAUGGGCGUGGCUAUUAUGAAUUUAAACCAAUCACAGAAGAAACAUCUGAGUUUGGCUCUUGAUCUACGUAUAAUUUAUGUUUUUUAGUUUUUGUACCAGAUAUUUUUCUCUCUUGUACUAUUACAUGCAGCUUGUACAAAAAAAAUAUUUAUCUUGUAAAGUGACCACAAACCAGAUUUCUUUUACUUGUAAAGAUUUUUUCUAGAGGGUUACAUAGGUGAUUAGUUUAUGAGAUUUAUAUCCCUUUUUCUGAAGCUAAUGUCUAAGGUUUUAAUAUGUUCCCUUUACGGAUCUGUCAGAUUUGUGUCAAUUUGAGAAGUGCCUUAUUUAUUUUUACCAAAAUAUUGAGUCUGAAUUUAAUUUAAUGAAAGCAUUGAAAUAUAUUUUUUAAAAUUUCGUAUAUAUAUUUUGAUUUGGUUGCCGACAAACUGAGAAAUCUAUUAAUGGUUGGAACGGCAGUGUCUUUUAGAAAGUUCAAAGGUCAAGUUGACAAGUGUUGGUGGAGUAGCUGGUCUACUGUGUAAACAACUUGGUACUAGCUUAGCUGAUAGUAGGGGGGGGGGGAGUGGUGGGACUUAGUACUGUACAGGGGUGCUCCCAUGUUGUUCUGUCAUCAUCACAUUCAGACUUCCAUCAGCUGUGAUUUGAAUGUUUUUAUAAUCUAGAUCAUGUUCUGUCAUCAUCACAUUCAGACUUCCAUCAGCUGUGAUUUGAGUGUUUUUAUAAUCUAGAUCAAAUGUUCUACUGGUUUUUUUUUUUACUUGUUCAACUGUGUGCUGUUAUUUUUCUUUGUUUAGUGAAAUCAGGUCAUAAAAUGUGGACAAUUUGUGUAGCCUUAUGAUGCUUGACAUUAUGGAGCCCAGUAAAAAAAAAGAUGGUCCAAAUCCAUCACAUUCCAUGUUGGUGUAGACAAACUCUGUUGGGAAACGUCUGUAGUAAAAUGUGUACUUUUAUUUUCCGUGACUCCACAAAAUUGUUUGAUGAUCAGAUUUGUAUUUAUUGUAUGCCUGACAAUCCACGUGAGACAUUUCUUGCAGCUGUCUGUCAUAGAAUUAGUGCUCUAUGACAACUGGCUUCCCUUUACAUUUCUUAUGACUUUGCUACUGAAAUUUUGGAAAUAAAUCAUUUAGAGCAUCA
Physella acuta is the source of this 3077-nucleotide messenger RNA. Its product is annotated as ATP-binding cassette sub-family D member 3. Gene Ontology annotation, molecular function: ATP binding; ABC-type transporter activity; ATP hydrolysis activity. Gene Ontology annotation, cellular component: peroxisomal membrane; peroxisome. Gene Ontology annotation, biological process: peroxisome organization; very long-chain fatty acid catabolic process; long-chain fatty acid import into peroxisome. The record is from RefSeq and is a predicted model, not a curated record. Lineage: Eukaryota; Metazoa; Mollusca; Gastropoda; Physidae.